Molecule: messenger RNA, 1544 nt
Organism: Phialemonium atrogriseum
Lineage: Eukaryota; Fungi; Ascomycota; Sordariomycetes; Cephalothecales; Cephalothecaceae
Exons: 2
Coding region: 293-1312 (339 amino acids)
Source: RefSeq, a predicted model, not a curated record
GUAAACUCUCAAUUUCGGUGUCCAUCAUGGUACGCGCAAGCUCAAACUUAACCUCCAAAUUUAAUGCAACUCGCUUCGCCGAUGAGUGCAACACCUGACAUUGCGGAGUAUAAAACCUUCCACCACCAGGCACCUCCCACCCUGUCUCGUUUCCCAACUAUUGAUCGCCUAAGGGGACGCAUAUUCUCACCACCUUUGUGUUUGAUGUUCGCAAAUGCCCAAAUCUCGUCGCUUUCAUUCUCACACGGCACCCCGUUAAAACACAUCGGGAUCAUGCACUACAGCCGCCUGCAUGACAAACCUACCACCACCCACGAGCAGUCUUCCCAGCAGCAGUCUUCCCAGUUCACCGACGCGCAGCAUCAUGCCGACAGAUGCGGAUUUCGAGAGGGUCUUCGGGGAGUUGUGCGACAACCGCCCUGGCUUAGAAGAGAUGAGCCAGCUUUUGCGUAAGGAAUGGCCAGACCGCGCCGACAGAAAAGCGUUCAAUGCCUGGCUCGACGCGAGAAGACGCCCACUGUUCUCAGUGAGCAACCUUGCUGCGAGCGAGCUUGUGGAAAAGGUUGAUGCCAUUUCCUUCCUGGACGACGCCGCAGUUGAUAUCCUCGACGACGAGAUGCACAAAGACUUUCGAACGUGGAUCGUCCUCGGCCGUAUCGGCAAAUAUCUCUACCGUCUUGCCCCCGAGUCGUACCGCCUUCGACCGCAGGUUCUAGAACUUCCUCCUACAAACCGGAAAGUUCUCCUAGAGUCCUUCCUCGCUGUGAAUUUGACAGUACAGCCUCGAGAGCCGUCGCUGCCUACCAAUCGGCGAAGGGCAAACAUGAGUGAAGAGUCGACUAUCACGGCUGAAUCCGAUGAUGUCAACUCCCCGGGUUUCGUCUUCUACCAGCUCGGCUACCUGGAGUAUAGCUGCUACAAAGUCCAAGACAUGCCCAAGAGCUAUGAAGAGGCUGAGAGGAGAGAGUGGUUCAAAACUGGGUUCAACGUGGUUGCUGAACUAUCUCGCUCCGGCACCGUUCGGUCCAUCUACCUCGUUUUCGACAUGUUUCCCGACGUGGAUGAGGAAUCCUGCGAGCGCUCUCAGUGGACGGGCUUGGACUGGGGCAGGCUGCCUUCUAGCAGGGGUGAUGAGCAGUUCUCAAUCGCGAGGAUUGGCAAACGGCUCGGCGAUUUUGGCUUGGACGUGGAGCUAGAGUUGACCGACUUGACUGAGCAUCCUGUCGAGCUAGUCCGGGUCGUCCUGUCGGCAGACGGUUAUCCGUUACCCAUCAAGGUUAAUCAGUAUAAUCGGAUUAAGGUCGAUGAGUGAGAGUUUGUGCUUGGUGUCGACUCCCACUGAGAUAGAUGGGUAGAAGAAGGUCCGCAAAACGGCUUAAUGAGAACGGAGCUGAGAGAAUGAAGGAGGAGUUGGAAGAAUGAAAGUUAAGAAAGAGGGUGAACAGAACUAGCAGGUCUUCCGAUUAUGGAGUGCAUGAAAAUUUGCGUUGCAAAUCUUGCAAGCGACAUACGUGAGAUCAGAUGACAGUGACGGCAGUAGCGAC